Molecule: messenger RNA, 1173 nt
Organism: Trichophyton benhamiae CBS 112371
Lineage: Eukaryota; Fungi; Ascomycota; Eurotiomycetes; Onygenales; Arthrodermataceae
Exons: 1
Coding region: 1-1173 (390 amino acids)
Molecular function (GO): protein binding
Source: RefSeq, a predicted model, not a curated record
AUGCCAUAUAGACGAGAACCAAGAUUCUGCUUGGUAGCGCCUCAGCUUCGCCAACAGUUUUUUUGGUAUACCUCUGCUUGUGGAGAUAAGGGCCACACUUUAAGUGAUUUACUAUUUGAUGCUCCUACAUAUGAUCUCGUUGCUCAAUUUGCCAGGCCCAUCUUCCCAUCCUCGCUAGUGGAAGCCGCCGCCCAAAGUUUUCAACCCGUUGUUCAGGGAAGAACGAGCACUCCACAACAACGGCGAAGAGAGUCAGUCACCGCAUUCGUGCCAUCUACUUCUCAUACAUCUCUGCAAACCAGAGCUACUCAGGCCGACCUAGCGGGACUGCCCGUUGAGAUACACUAUAUUAUUUUUGACUCAUUGUCUGCGCAGGAGUUAUUUACUCUGGGAAUUACCUGUCGUCGUCUCUGGGAAGUAAUGAUUCCUGUACUCGUACGGCGACUCAUGGCGACCUUGGGCACUUGGGCUGGAACACCUGUCAUCUGCACCAGUGACUUAGAUACGGUUGGCGGAGAUAAUCCUUACCCCCCAACACUACUAUGGCCUGAAGAUCUUGAUGAAUUAGACGAGGGGCUGGACCCAGAAGAAAUGCCUCGCGAUAUGGAAGAUUGUUAUGCCUGGUCUCCCGUCAACCUCUUUGAACUAGCUGGCGCCAGAUAUGAUGACCCCCAGCAUCUCAAUCCUGGCUAUAUCUUGUGCCUCCUCCCCAACAUUCCUGUAAAAGACACUUUCGAACCAGGCGCCCUUCAAGUACGUACAUUUCUGAUUCCAAGUACAUUUUAUCCCACAGACCAGGAAUGGGUACUUCGAAACCUGACCACUCGUGAGUUCGUUCGUCCUGCCGCAGUUGCGCUAGAUAAAGCUUACAUCCAUGGUCCAUUCAUCGACUUAAUUGGUUUUGGGGAGGUUAUUCUCUCCAGGACGAUUUGGUAUGAUGAGCUUCCAUCGGAUAUUCGCCAUGAUUCCUGGGCAGGGCAUUGUCUAGACAUUGUUCCUAUUACAGAUCUAGAUGAGGGGGACCAAUGGAAGGACAUUGGUGAUCAAGUUGCCCAGGAUAUAGAGAGAAUUGGGAAAGAUGAACUCGGGGACAAUUGGAGAACUAAUAUCCAAGAGAAAGCGAGACUUCCAAACGAGCUGGGGUCCCGCAAACGUCCGCGAUGGAUGCCCUGA